AUGGAUAUUCUGCCUGAAAUAACUCAAAACUAUAACAAUAAAAAACAUUCCACAUCAAAAUAUAAACCUUCUCAAGUCAACAAAUCCAACGAAAAAUCUAUUUUGAAUAACACCUAUAGUCAUUUAAAGAUAGCCGGUCCACGAAAAUUUAAAGUUGGCGACAUUGUGCGCAUAUCCAAGGCAAAGCAUGUCUUUGAAAAAGGAUAUACACCCAAUUGGACUACAGAACUAUUCAAAAUCACCAAAGUUAAAAUUACCAAUCCUGCUACGUAUUUACUUGAAGACAUGCAAGGUACACCAAUCAGCGGCUGCUUCUAUCAUGAAGAACUACAGAAAACAUCGAAUCCAGACAUUUACUUAGUUGAAAAGGUGCUCAGAAGAAAGGGUAACAAAAUGUACGUCAAGUGGCUUGGUUUGGAUAGCAAACACAACAGUUGGAUAGAAAAUAUUGAUAUUGUAUAG
Diorhabda carinulata is the source of this 462-nucleotide messenger RNA. RefSeq lists its product as uncharacterized. Bases 1 to 462 code for a protein of 153 amino acids. Lineage: Eukaryota; Metazoa; Arthropoda; Insecta; Coleoptera; Chrysomelidae. The transcript has a single exon. The record is from RefSeq and is a predicted model, not a curated record.